AUGUGUGGGACACAACACAGCACAGCACAGCAGGGCGCAAAGCUCGCAAGUAUGAAUAUGUACGUGCUGGUGCAGUGGGACACACAGACAGAGCACAUGCUUGGAAGUGCAGUGCACAUGCACGGUGGGCAGGAAGGGAGGCCGCGGUCAGCAUGGCGUGCAGGGCAAGGCAAGCACGGCGCAAACGUCACUCAAUUCAUGUCAGCGUUACCAAUUCAUGUCAGCGUUACCAAUUCAUGUCAGCGUUACCAAUUCAUGUCAGCGUUACCAAUUCAUGUCAGCGUUACCGAUUCAUGUCAGCGUUACCGAUUCAUGUCAGCGUUACCCACUCAUGUCAGCGUUACCAACUCAUGUCAGCGUUACCAACUCAUGUCAGCGUUACCAACUCAUGUCAGCGUUACCAAUUCAUGUCAGCGUUACCAAUUCAUGUCAGCGUUACCAAUUCAUGUCAGCGUUACCAAUUCAUGUCAGCGUUACCAAUUCAUGUCAGCGUUACCAAUUCAUGUCAGCGUUACCAAUUCAUGUCAGCGUUACCAAUUCAUGUCAGCGUUACCAAUUCAUGUCAGCGUUACCAAUUCAUGUCAGCGUUACCAAUUCAUGUCAGCGUUACCAAUUCAUGUCAGCGUUACCAAUUCAUGUCAGCGUUACCAAUUCAUGUCAGCGUUACCAAUUCAUGUCAGCGUUACCAAUUCAUGUCAGCGUUACCAAUUCAUGUCAGCGUUACCAAUUCAUGUCAGCGUUACCAAUUCAUGUCAGCGUUACCAAUUCAUGUCAGCGUUACCAAUUCAUGUCAGCGUUACCAAUUCAUGUCAGCGUUACCAAUUCAUGUCAGCGUUACCAAUUCAUGUCAGCGUUACCAAUUCAUGUCAGCGUUACCAAUUCAUGUCGGCGUUACCAAUUCAUGUCGGCGUUACCAAUUCAUGUCGGCGUUACCAAUUCAUGUCGGCGUUACCAAUUCAUGUCGGCGUUACCAAUUCAUGUCGGCGUUACCAAUUCAUGUCGGCGUUACCAAUUCAUGUCAGCGUUACCAAUUCAUGUCAGCGUUACCAAUUCAUGUCAGCGUUACCAAUUCAUGUCAGCGUUACCAAUUCAUGUCAGCGUUACCAAUUCAUGUCAGCGUUACCAAUUCAUGUCAGCGUUACCAAUUCAUGUCAGCGUUACCAAUUCAUGUCAGCGUUACCAAUUCAUGUCAGCGUUACCAAUUCAUGUCAGCGUUACCAAUUCAUGUCAGCGUUACCAAUUCAUGUCAGCGUUACCAAUUCAUGUCAGCGUUACCAAUUCAUGUCAGCGUUACCAAUUCAUGUCAGCGUUACCAAUUCAUGUCAGCGUUACCAAUUCAUGUCAGCGUUACCAAUUCAUGUCAGCGUUACCAAUUCAUGUCAGCGUUACCAAUUCAUGUCAGCGUUACCAAUUCAUGUCAGCGUUACCAAUUCAUGUCAGCGUUACCAAUUCAUGUCAGCGUUACCAAUUCAUGUCAGCGUUACCAAUUCAUGUCAGCGUUACCAAUUCAUGUCAGCGUUACCAAUUCAUGUCAGCGUUACCAAUUCAUGUCAGCGUUACCAAUUCAUGUCAGCGUUACCAAUUCAUGUCAGCGUUACCAAUUCAUGUCAGCGUUACCAAUUCAUGUCAGCGUUACCAAUUCAUGUCAGCGUUACCAAUUCAUGUCAGCGUUACCAAUUCAUGUCAGCGUUACCAAUUCAUGUCGGCGUUACCAAUUCAUGUCGGCGUUACCAAUUCAUGUCGGCGUUACCAAUUCAUGUCGGCGUUACCAAUUCAUGUCGGCGUUACCAAUUCAUGUCGGCGUUACCAAUUCAUGUCGGCGUUACCAAUUCAUGUCGGCGUUACCAAUUCAUGUCGGCGUUACCAAUUCAUGUCGGCGUUACCAAUUCAUGUCGGCGUUACCAAUUCAUGUCGGCGUUACCAAUUCAUGUCGGCGUUACCAAUUCAUGUCGGCGUUACCAAUUCAUGUCGGCGUUACCAAUUCAUGUCGGCGUUACCAAUUCAUGUCAGCGUUACCAAUUCAUGUCAGCGUUACCAAUUCAUGUCAGCGUUACCAAUUCAUGUCAGCGUUACCAAUUCAUGUCAGCGUUACCAAUUCAUGUCAGCGUUACCAAUUCAUGUCAGCGUUACCAAUUCAUGUCAGCGUUACCAAUUCAUGUCAGCGUUACCAAUUCAUGUCAGCGUUACCAAUUCAUGUCAGCGUUACCAAUUCAUGUCAGCGUUACCAAUUCAUGUCAGCGUUACCAAUUCAUGUCAGCGUUACCAAUUCAUGUCAGCGUUACCAAUUCAUGUCAGCGUUACCAAUUCAUGUCAGCGUUACCAAUUCAUGUCAGCGUUACCAAUUCAUGUCAGCGUUACCAAUUCAUGUCAGCGUUACCAAUUCAUGUCAGCGUUACCAAUUCAUGUCAGCGUUACCAAUUCAUGUCAGCGUUACCAAUUCAUGUCAGCGUUACCAAUUCAUGUCAGCGUUACCAAUUCAUGUCAGCGUUACCAAUUCAUGUCAGCGUUACCAAUUCAUGUCAGCGUUACCAAUUCAUGUCAGCGUUACCAAUUCAUGUCAGCGUUACCAAUUCAUGUCAGCGUUACCAAUUCAUGUCAGCGUUACCAAUUCAUGUCAGCGUUACCAAUUCAUGUCAGCGUUACCAAUUCAUGUCGGCGUUACCAAUUCAUGUCGGCGUUACCAAUUCAUGUCGGCGUUACCAAUUCAUGUCAGCGUUACCAAUUCAUGUCAGCGUUACCAAUUCAUGUCAGCGUUACCAAUUCAUGUCAGCGUUACCAAUUCAUGUCAGCGUUACCAAUUCAUGUCAGCGUUACCAAUUCAUGUCAGCGUUACCAAUUCAUGUCAGCGUUACCAAUUCAUGUCAGCGUUACCAAUUCAUGUCAGCGUUACCAAUUCAUGUCAGCGUUACCAAUUCAUGUCAGCGUUACCAAUUCAUGUCAGCGUUACCAAUUCAUGUCAGCGUUACCAAUUCAUGUCAGCGUUACCAAUUCAUGUCAGCGUUACCAAUUCAUGUCAGCGUUACCAAUUCAUGUCAGCGUUACCAAUUCAUGUCAGCGUUACCAAUUCAUGUCAGCGUUACCAAUUCAUGUCAGCGUUACCAAUUCAUGUCAGCGUUACCAAUUCAUGUCAGCGUUACCAAUUCAUGUCAGCGUUACCAAUUCAUGUCAGCGUUACCAAUUCAUGUCAGCGUUACCAAUUCAUGUCAGCGUUACCAAUUCAUGUCAGCGUUACCAAUUCAUGUCAGCGUUACCAAUUCAUGUCAGCGUUACCAAUUCAUGUCAGCGUUACCAAUUCAUGUCAGCGUUACCAAUUCAUGUCAGCGUUACCAAUUCAUGUCAGCGUUACCAAUUCAUGUCAGCGUUACCAAUUCAUGUCAGCGUUACCAAUUCAUGUCAGCGUUACCAAUUCAUGUCAGCGUUACCAAUUCAUGUCAGCGUUACCAAUUCAUGUCAGCGUUACCAAUUCAUGUCAGCGUUACCAAUUCAUGUCAGCGUUACCAAUUCAUGUCAGCGUUACCAAUUCAUGUCGGCGUUACCAAUUCAUGUCGGCGUUACCAAUUCAUGUCGGCGUUACCAAUUCAUGUCGGCGUUACCAAUUCAUGUCGGCGUUACCAAUUCAUGUCGGCGUUACCAAUUCAUGUCGGCGUUACCAAUUCAUGUCAGCGUUACCAAUUCAUGUCAGCGUUACCAAUUCAUGUCAGCGUUACCAAUUCAUGUCAGCGUUACCAAUUCAUGUCAGCGUUACCAAUUCAUGUCAGCGUUACCAAUUCAUGUCAGCGUUACCAAUUCAUGUCAGCGUUACCAAUUCAUGUCAGCGUUACCAAUUCAUGUCAGCGUUACCAAUUCAUGUCAGCGUUACCAAUUCAUGUCAGCGUUACCAAUUCAUGUCAGCGUUACCAAUUCAUGUCAGCGUUACCAAUUCAUGUCAGCGUUACCAAUUCAUGUCAGCGUUACCAAUUCAUGUCAGCGUUACCAAUUCAUGUCAGCGUUACCAAUUCAUGUCAGCGUUACCAAUUCAUGUCAGCGUUACCAAUUCAUGUCAGCGUUACCAAUUCAUGUCAGCGUUACCAAUUCAUGUCAGCGUUACCAAUUCAUGUCAGCGUUACCAAUUCAUGUCAGCGUUACCAAUUCAUGUCAGCGUUACCAAUUCAUGUCAGCGUUACCAAUUCAUGUCAGCGUUACCAAUUCAUGUCAGCGUUACCAAUUCAUGUCAGCGUUACCAAUUCAUGUCAGCGUUACCAAUUCAUGUCAGCGUUACCAAUUCAUGUCAGCGUUACCAAUUCAUGUCAGCGUUACCAAUUCAUGUCAGCGUUACCAAUUCAUGUCAGCGUUACCAAUUCAUGUCAGCGUUACCAAUUCAUGUCGGCGUUACCAAUUCAUGUCGGCGUUACCAAUUCAUGUCGGCGUUACCAAUUCAUGUCGGCGUUACCAAUUCAUGUCGGCGUUACCAAUUCAUGUCGGCGUUACCAAUUCAUGUCGGCGUUACCAAUUCAUGUCGGCGUUACCAAUUCAUGUCGGCGUUACCAAUUCAUGUCGGCGUUACCAAUUCAUGUCGGCGUUACCAAUUCAUGUCGGCGUUACCAAUUCAUGUCGGCGUUACCAAUUCAUGUCGGCGUUACCAAUUCAUGUCGGCGUUACCAAUUCAUGUCAGCGUUACCAAUUCAUGUCAGCGUUACCAAUUCAUGUCAGCGUUACCAAUUCAUGUCAGCGUUACCAAUUCAUGUCAGCGUUACCAAUUCAUGUCAGCGUUACCAAUUCAUGUCAGCGUUACCAAUUCAUGUCAGCGUUACCAAUUCAUGUCAGCGUUACCAAUUCAUGUCAGCGUUACCAAUUCAUGUCAGCGUUACCAAUUCAUGUCAGCGUUACCAAUUCAUGUCGGCGUUACCAAUUCAUGUCGGCGUUACCAAUUCAUGUCAGCGUUACCAAUUCAUGUCAGCGUUACCAAUUCAUGUCAGCGUUACCAAUUCAUGUCAGCGUUACCAAUUCAUGUCAGCGUUACCAAUUCAUGUCAGCGUUACCAAUUCAUGUCAGCGUUACCAAUUCAUGUCAGCGUUACCAAUUCAUGUCAGCGUUACCAAUUCAUGUCAGCGUUACCAAUUCAUGUCAGCGUUACCAAUUCAUGUCAGCGUUACCAAUUCAUGUCAGCGUUACCAAUUCAUGUCAGCGUUACCAAUUCAUGUCAGCGUUACCAAUUCAUGUCAGCGUUACCAAUUCAUGUCAGCGUUACCAAUUCAUGUCAGCGUUACCAAUUCAUGUCAGCGUUACCAAUUCAUGUCAGCGUUACCAAUUCAUGUCAGCGUUACCAAUUCAUGUCAGCGUUACCAAUUCAUGUCAGCGUUACCAAUUCAUGUCAGCGUUACCAAUUCAUGUCAGCGUUACCAAUUCAUGUCAGCGUUACCAAUUCAUGUCAGCGUUACCAAUUCAUGUCAGCGUUACCAAUUCAUGUCAGCGUUACCAAUUCAUGUCAGCGUUACCAAUUCAUGUCAGCGUUACCAAUUCAUGUCAGCGUUACCAAUUCAUGUCAGCGUUACCAAUUCAUGUCAGCGUUACCAAUUCAUGUCAGCGUUACCAAUUCAUGUCAGCGUUACCAAUUCAUGUCAGCGUUACCAAUUCAUGUCAGCGUUACCAAUUCAUGUCAGCGUUACCAAUUCAUGUCAGCGUUACCAAUUCAUGUCAGCGUUACCAAUUCAUGUCAGCGUUACCAAUUCAUGUCAGCGUUACCAAUUCAUGUCAGCGUUACCAAUUCAUGUCAGCGUUACCAAUUCAUGUCAGCGUUACCAAUUCAUGUCAGCGUUACCAAUUCAUGUCAGCGUUACCAAUUCAUGUCAGCGUUACCAAUUCAUGUCGGCGUUACCAAUUCAUGUCGGCGUUACCAAUUCAUGUCGGCGUUACCAAUUCAUGUCGGCGUUACCAAUUCAUGUCGGCGUUACCAAUUCAUGUCGGCGUUACCAAUUCAUGUCAGCGUUACCAAUUCAUGUCAGCGUUACCAAUUCAUGUCGGCGUUACCAAUUCAUGUCAGCGUUACCAAUUCAUGUCAGCGUUACCAAUUCAUGUCAGCGUUACCAAUUCAUGUCAGCGUUACCAAUUCAUGUCAGCGUUACCAAUUCAUGUCAGCGUUACCAAUUCAUGUCAGCGUUACCAAUUCAUGUCAGCGUUACCAAUUCAUGUCAGCGUUACCAAUUCAUGUCAGCGUUACCAAUUCAUGUCAGCGUUACCAAUUCAUGUCGGCGUUACCAAUUCAUGUCGGCGUUACCAAUUCAUGUCGGCGUUACCAAUUCAUGUCAGCGUUACCAAUUCAUGUCAGCGUUACCAAUUCAUGUCAGCGUUACCAAUUCAUGUCAGCGUUACCAAUUCAUGUCAGCGUUACCAAUUCAUGUCAGCGUUACCAAUUCAUGUCAGCGUUACCAAUUCAUGUCAGCGUUACCAAUUCAUGUCAGCGUUACCAAUUCAUGUCAGCGUUACCAAUUCAUGUCAGCGUUACCAAUUCAUGUCAGCGUUACCAAUUCAUGUCAGCGUUACCAAUUCAUGUCAGCGUUACCAAUUCAUGUCAGCGUUACCAAUUCAUGUCAGCGUUACCAAUUCAUGUCAGCGUUACCAAUUCAUGUCAGCGUUACCAAUUCAUGUCAGCGUUACCAAUUCAUGUCAGCGUUACCAAUUCAUGUCAGCGUUACCAAUUCAUGUCAGCGUUACCAAUUCAUGUCAGCGUUACCAAUUCAUGUCAGCGUUACCAAUUCAUGUCAGCGUUACCAAUUCAUGUCAGCGUUACCAAUUCAUGUCAGCGUUACCAAUUCAUGUCAGCGUUACCAAUUCAUGUCAGCGUUACCAAUUCAUGUCAGCGUUACCAAUUCAUGUCAGCGUUACCAAUUCAUGUCAGCGUUACCAAUUCAUGUCAGCGUUACCAAUUCAUGUCAGCGUUACCAAUUCAUGUCAGCGUUACCAAUUCAUGUCAGCGUUACCAAUUCAUGUCAGCGUUACCAAUUCAUGUCAGCGUUACCAAUUCAUGUCAGCGUUACCAAUUCAUGUCAGCGUUACCAAUUCAUGUCAGCGUUACCAAUUCAUGUCAGCGUUACCAAUUCAUGUCAGCGUUACCAAUUCAUGUCAGCGUUACCAAUUCAUGUCAGCGUUACCAAUUCAUGUCAGCGUUACCAAUUCAUGUCAGCGUUACCAAUUCAUGUCAGCGUUACCAAUUCAUGUCAGCGUUACCAAUUCAUGUCAGCGUUACCAAUUCAUGUCAGCGUUACCAAUUCAUGUCAGCGUUACCAAUUCAUGUCAGCGUUACCAAUUCAUGUCAGCGUUACCAAUUCAUGUCAGCGUUACCAAUUCAUGUCAGCGUUACCAAUUCAUGUCGGCGUUACCAAUUCAUGUCGGCGUUACCAAUUCAAGUCCGCGUUACCAACUCAUGUCAGCGUUACCAAUUCAUGUCAGCGUUACCAAUUCAUGUCAGCGUUACCAAUUCAUGUCAGCGUUACCAAUUCAUGUCAGCGUUACCAAUUCAUGUCAGCGUUACCAAUUCAUGUCAGCGUUACCAAUUCAUGUCAGCGUUACCAAUUCAUGUCAGCGUUACCAAUUCAUGUCAGCGUUACCAAUUCAUGUCAGCGUUACCAAUUCAUGUCAGCGUUACCAAUUCAUGUCAGCGUUACCAAUUCAUGUCAGCGUUACCAAUUCAUGUCAGCGUUACCAAUUCAUGUCAGCGUUACCAAUUCAUGUCAGCGUUACCAAUUCAUGUCGGCGUUACCAAUUCAUGUCAGCGUUACCAAUUCAUGUCAGCGUUACCAAUUCAUGUCAGCGUUACCAAUUCAUGUCGGCGUUACCAAUUCAUGUCGGCGUUACCAAUUCAUGUCAGCGUUACCAAUUCAUGUCAGCGUUACCAAUUCAUGUCAGCGUUACCAAUUCAUGUCAGCGUUACCAAUUCAUGUCAGCGUUACCAAUUCAUGUCAGCGUUACCAAUUCAUGUCAGCGUUACCAAUUCAUGUCAGCGUUACCAAUUCAUGUCAGCGUUACCAAUUCAUGUCAGCGUUACCAAUUCAUGUCAGCGUUACCAAUUCAUGUCAGCGUUACCAAUUCAUGUCAGCGUUACCAAUUCAUGUCAGCGUUACCAAUUCAUGUCAGCGUUACCAAUUCAUGUCAGCGUUACCAAUUCAUGUCAGCGUUACCAAUUCAUGUCAGCGUUACCAAUUCAUGUCAGCGUUACCAAUUCAUGUCAGCGUUACCAAUUCAUGUCAGCGUUACCAAUUCAUGUCAGCGUUACCAAUUCAUGUCAGCGUUACCAAUUCAUGUCAGCGUUACCAAUUCAUGUCAGCGUUACCAAUUCAUGUCAGCGUUACCAAUUCAUGUCAGCGUUACCAAUUCAUGUCAGCGUUACCAAUUCAUGUCAGCGUUACCAAUUCAUGUCAGCGUUACCAAUUCAUGUCAGCGUUACCAAUUCAUGUCAGCGUUACCAAUUCAUGUCAGCGUUACCAAUUCAUGUCAGCGUUACCAAUUCAUGUCAGCGUUACCAAUUCAUGUCAGCGUUACCAAUUCAUGUCAGCGUUACCAAUUCAUGUCAGCGUUACCAAUUCAUGUCAGCGUUACCAAUUCAUGUCAGCGUUACCAAUUCAUGUCAGCGUUACCAAUUCAUGUCAGCGUUACCAAUUCAUGUCAGCGUUACCAAUUCAUGUCAGCGUUACCAAUUCAUGUCAGCGUUACCAAUUCAUGUCAGCGUUACCAAUUCAUGUCAGCGUUACCAAUUCAUGUCAGCGUUACCAAUUCAUGUCAGCGUUACCAAUUCAUGUCAGCGUUACCAAUUCAUGUCGGCGUUACCAAUUCAUGUCGGCGUUACCAAUUCAAGUCCGCGUUACCAACUCAUGUCAGCGUUACCAAUUCAUGUCAGCGUUACCAAUUCAUGUCAGCGUUACCAAUUCAUGUCAGCGUUACCAAUUCAUGUCAGCGUUACCAAUUCAUGUCAGCGUUACCAAUUCAUGUCAGCGUUACCAAUUCAUGUCAGCGUUACCAAUUCAUGUCAGCGUUACCAAUUCAUGUCAGCGUUACCAAUUCAUGUCAGCGUUACCAAUUCAUGUCAGCGUUACCAAUUCAUGUCAGCGUUACCAAUUCAUGUCAGCGUUACCAAUUCAUGUCAGCGUUACCAAUUCAUGUCAGCGUUACCAAUUCAUGUCAGCGUUACCAAUUCAUGUCAGCGUUACCAAUUCAUGUCAGCGUUACCAAUUCAUGUCAGCGUUACCAAUUCAUGUCAGCGUUACCAAUUCAUGUCAGCGUUACCAAUUCAUGUCAGCGUUACCAAUUCAUGUCAGCGUUACCAAUUCAUGUCAGCGUUACCAAUUCAUGUCAGCGUUACCAAUUCAUGUCAGCGUUACCAAUUCAUGUCAGCGUUACCAAUUCAUGUCAGCGUUACCAAUUCAUGUCAGCGUUACCAAUUCAUGUCAGCGUUACCAAUUCAUGUCAGCGUUACCAAUUCAUGUCAGCGUUACCAAUUCAUGUCAGCGUUACCAAUUCAUGUCAGCGUUACCAAUUCAUGUCAGCGUUACCAAUUCAUGUCAGCGUUACCAAUUCAUGUCAGCGUUACCAAUUCAUGUCAGCGUUACCAAUUCAUGUCAGCGUUACCAAUUCAUGUCAGCGUUACCAAUUCAUGUCAGCGUUACCAAUUCAUGUCAGCGUUACCAAUUCAUGUCAGCGUUACCAAUUCAUGUCAGCGUUACCAAUUCAUGUCAGCGUUACCAAUUCAUGUCAGCGUUACCAAUUCAUGUCAGCGUUACCAAUUCAUGUCAGCGUUACCAAUUCAUGUCAGCGUUACCAAUUCAUGUCAGCGUUACCAAUUCAUGUCAGCGUUACCAAUUCAUGUCAGCGUUACCAAUUCAUGUCAGCGUUACCAAUUCAUGUCAGCGUUACCAAUUCAUGUCAGCGUUACCAAUUCAUGUCAGCGUUACCAAUUCAUGUCAGCGUUACCAAUUCAUGUCAGCGUUACCAAUUCAUGUCAGCGUUACCAAUUCAUGUCAGCGUUACCAAUUCAUGUCAGCGUUACCAAUUCAUGUCAGCGUUACCAAUUCAUGUCAGCGUUACCAAUUCAUGUCAGCGUUACCAAUUCAUGUCAGCGUUACCAAUUCAUGUCAGCGUUACCAAUUCAUGUCAGCGUUACCAAUUCAUGUCAGCGUUACCAAUUCAUGUCAGCGUUACCAAUUCAUGUCAGCGUUACCAAUUCAUGUCAGCGUUACCAAUUCAUGUCAGCGUUACCAAUUCAUGUCAGCGUUACCAAUUCAUGUCAGCGUUACCAAUUCAUGUCAGCGUUACCAAUUCAUGUCAGCGUUACCAAUUCAUGUCGGCGUUACCAAUUCAUGUCGGCGUUACCAAUUCAAGUCCGCGUUACCAACUCAUGUCAGCGUUACCAAUUCAUGUCAGCGUUACCAAUUCAUGUCAGCGUUACCAAUUCAUGUCAGCGUUACCAAUUCAUGUCAGCGUUACCAAUUCAUGUCAGCGUUACCAAUUCAUGUCAGCGUUACCAAUUCAUGUCAGCGUUACCAAUUCAUGUCAGCGUUACCAAUUCAUGUCAGCGUUACCAAUUCAUGUCAGCGUUACCAAUUCAUGUCAGCGUUACCAAUUCAUGUCAGCGUUACCAAUUCAUGUCAGCGUUACCAAUUCAUGUCAGCGUUACCAAUUCAUGUCAGCGUUACCAAUUCAUGUCAGCGUUACCAAUUCAUGUCGGCGUUACCAAUUCAUGUCAGCGUUACCAAUUCAUGUCAGCGUUACCAAUUCAUGUCGGCGUUACCAAUUCAUGUCGGCGUUACCAAUUCAUGUCAGCGUUACCAAUUCAUGUCAGCGUUACCAAUUCAUGUCAGCGUUACCAAUUCAUGUCAGCGUUACCAAUUCAUGUCAGCGUUACCAAUUCAUGUCAGCGUUACCAAUUCAUGUCAGCGUUACCAAUUCAUGUCAGCGUUACCAAUUCAUGUCAGCGUUACCAAUUCAUGUCAGCGUUACCAAUUCAUGUCAGCGUUACCAAUUCAUGUCAGCGUUACCAAUUCAUGUCAGCGUUACCAAUUCAUGUCAGCGUUACCAAUUCAUGUCAGCGUUACCAAUUCAUGUCAGCGUUACCAAUUCAUGUCAGCGUUACCAAUUCAUGUCAGCGUUACCAAUUCAUGUCAGCGUUACCAAUUCAUGUCAGCGUUACCAAUUCAUGUCAGCGUUACCAAUUCAUGUCAGCGUUACCAAUUCAUGUCAGCGUUACCAAUUCAUGUCAGCGUUACCAAUUCAUGUCAGCGUUACCAAUUCAUGUCAGCGUUACCAAUUCAUGUCAGCGUUACCAAUUCAUGUCAGCGUUACCAAUUCAUGUCAGCGUUACCAAUUCAUGUCAGCGUUACCAAUUCAUGUCAGCGUUACCAAUUCAUGUCAGCGUUACCAAUUCAUGUCAGCGUUACCAAUUCAUGUCAGCGUUACCAAUUCAUGUCAGCGUUACCAAUUCAUGUCAGCGUUACCAAUUCAUGUCAGCGUUACCAAUUCAUGUCAGCGUUACCAAUUCAUGUCAGCGUUACCAAUUCAUGUCAGCGUUACCAAUUCAUGUCAGCGUUACCAAUUCAUGUCAGCGUUACCAAUUCAUGUCAGCGUUACCAAUUCAUGUCAGCGUUACCAAUUCAUGUCAGCGUUACCAAUUCAUGUCAGCGUUACCAAUUCAUGUCAGCGUUACCAAUUCAUGUCAGCGUUACCAAUUCAUGUCAGCGUUACCAAUUCAUGUCAGCGUUACCAAUUCAUGUCAGCGUUACCAAUUCAUGUCAGCGUUACCAAUUCAUGUCAGCGUUACCAAUUCAUGUCAGCGUUACCAAUUCAUGUCAGCGUUACCAAUUCAUGUCAGCGUUACCAAUUCAUGUCAGCGUUACCAAUUCAUGUCAGCGUUACCGAUUCAUGUCAGCGUUACCGAUUCAUGUCAGCGUUACCGAUUCAUGUCAGCGUUACCGAUUCAUGUCAGCGUUACCGAUUCAUGUCAGCGUUACCGAUUCAUGUCAGCGUUACCGAUUCAUGUCAGCGUUACCGAUUCAUGUCAGCGUUACCAAUUCAUGUCAGCGUUACCAAUUCAUGUCAGCGUUACCGAUUCAUGUCAGCGUUACCGAUUCAUGUCAGCGUUACCAAUUCAUGUCAGCGUUACCAAUUCAUGUCAGCGUUACCAAUUCAUGUCAGCGUUACCAAUUCAUGUCAGCGUUACCAAUUCAUGUCAGCGUUACCAAUUCAUGUCAGCGUUACCAAUUCAUGUCAGCGUUACCAAUUCAUGUCAGCGUUACCAAUUCAUGUCAGCGUUACCAAUUCAUGUCAGCGUUACCAAUUCAUGUCAGCGUUACCAAUUCAUGUCAGCGUUACCAAUUCAUGUCAGCGUUACCAAUUCAUGUCAGCGUUACCAAUUCAUGUCAGCGUUACCAAUUCAUGUCAGCGUUACCAAUUCAUGUCAGCGUUACCAAUUCAUGUCAGCGUUACCAAUUCAUGUCAGCGUUACCAAUUCAUGUCAGCGUUACCAAUUCAUGUCAGCGUUACCAAUUCAUGUCAGCGUUACCAAUUCAUGUCAGCGUUACCAAUUCAUGUCAGCGUUACCAAUUCAUGUCAGCGUUACCAAUUCAUCGUUACCAAUUCAUGUCAGCGUUACCAAUUCAUGUCAGCGUUACCAAUUCAUGUCAGCGUUACCAAUUCAUGUCAGCGUUACCAAUUCAUGUCAGCGUUACCAAUUCAUGUCAGCGUUACCAAUUCAUGUCAGCGUUACCAAUUCAUGUCAGCGUUACCAAUUCAUGUCAGCGUUACCAAUUCAUGUCAGCGUUACCGAUUCAUGUCAGCGUUACCGAUUCAUGUCAGCGUUACCGAUUCAUGUCAGCGUUACCGAUUCAUGUCAGCGUUACCGAUUCAUGUCAGCGUUACCGAUUCAUGUCAGCGUUACCGAUUCAUGUCAGCGUUACCGAUUCAUGUCAGCGUUACCAAUUCAUGUCAGCGUUACCAAUUCAUGUCAGCGUUACCAAUUCAUGCGGGCUGGCGGCAUAG
Closterium sp. Yama58-4 is the source of this 12999-nucleotide messenger RNA. NCBI's taxonomy places the organism in Eukaryota, Viridiplantae, Streptophyta, Zygnematophyceae, Desmidiales, Closteriaceae. The record is from the annotation of a GenBank genome assembly.